UGCUCAAAGCACCCGAACAAAAUCCACAGCCCAAUCAGUAAAAGCCCGUUUCGGCAUUCAGCCCUCACAGGCAGACAGAGAAUUAGAGAUGAUACCCGUACCUGCGGGCGAAGAGGUUGCUCCCAAGCUCGUUCGACUUCUGUACUUCGUCGGCGCCGGAGUUCUGUGCACUGCCGGGAUUAACAAGUGGAAGGAUUUAGAAAGAAAGGCAAUGAUUCAGAAGCAGCAACAGCUAAAUGGGCCUUCUGUGGAGAACCCGUCAGAUGUGGUACAAAGGGCUGUUGAAUAGACUCAAUCUUCUCUUCCGGUGGGGAGGGGGUGGGAGUUUUUUCUUACCAAGCACUUAUGUCGGAUAAUCAAGGUCUUGUAUUUAAUUUGUUUUGUGCUUUACAUAAUCGGGAUCACGGAUGUUUAAAUAGUGAGUUGAUUAAUGCUUUAGUAUUUGUUUUUAUGAACUGUUUGUUAUGCUUUUGUUAUUGUUAUUUUUUUGGCUUGUGUAAGGAUACUAAGUCUAAUGUUUCUGACUAUAUGAAUAUAUGAUGAUUGUUGUUAUGAAUUUUGGAUAUUGUUAAA
Molecule: messenger RNA, 573 nt
Organism: Sesamum indicum (sesame)
Lineage: Eukaryota; Viridiplantae; Streptophyta; Magnoliopsida; Lamiales; Pedaliaceae
Source: RefSeq, a predicted model, not a curated record